Molecule: messenger RNA, 288 nt
Organism: Eurypyga helias (sunbittern)
Lineage: Eukaryota; Metazoa; Chordata; Aves; Eurypygiformes; Eurypygidae
Gene: HTATIP2
Product: HIV-1 Tat interactive protein 2, 30kDa
Exons: 2
Biological process (GO): import into nucleus
Cellular component (GO): cytoplasm
Source: RefSeq, a predicted model, not a curated record
GGAGAAGUGGAGAACCUGGUCCAGGCCGUUGGUUUUGAUCGCUGUACCAUUCUCCGGCCGGCGGUGCUGCUGUGCAAGCGGCAGGAGUCUCGCCCCAUGGAGUGGAUGGUCCAGAAGUUCCUGGGUGUUGUGGCUCAGGUCUUCCCCACCGCUUACUCCGUGCCUGUGGAGAUGGUGGCCAGGGCUAUGGUGGCCAGCGUGCUGCAGCCAGGCAAGGAGAAGGUGGAAGUGCUGGAGAACGAGGCCAUUCACGAUCUGGGAAAGGCAGUGCCACAGCAGAGCACGUAG